AUGUCUCAAAGUAUGGUACAGCAAUUACCCUCAAUUUGCCAAAUUCUCAAACAGAAUAUUAUUACAUUGUUUUUUCCAAUCCCGUUAGUAGCUUAUUCAUUAACAGAGAACAAAUCAAGUGUAUAUAGAAUACCUAACGAAAUCAUUCUUUACUUAGAGAGUGAAACCGAAAUUCAACUUCAAUUCUUUAUUCUUAAAUUUAAUGAGAACUGUGAAGCUCUAGAGUUCAUUAUUAAUCCAUCAAAUGAUAUGAAUUAUUUUUAUGAUGCAGCAGAUAAUGAAAAAUUAUACUCGAAGUUCUAUUGCGCAGCAUUCGUUUCCUCAGAAGAUAUGGACCUCAAGAUUAGUACAGAAACACCAUCAGUUCUCCGUGUAAGUGAAUACACAUUUGAAUACAGUAAAUCAAAUAAUUCUGCAAAAGUAGAUAUGAAGAAUGUUAGAUCAGUAUGCAUCGGAUAUAGACCAGGUGUUCAUUCAUCAGAGAGAAAUUUGAUUAUUAAUAUUACAAAUGCUGCUUCUGAAUUACUUGAUUAUGUUUCAGGAUAUUACAAAUCAGGAAGUCAUUAUAUUACCGAAAAUCCAAUACAAAUUGAUAUGCCAGGAGCUAUUAGAAAACUGCCUGGAACAUAUACAGUUAAUGUAACAAAUAAACCAGUUUCAUAUGUAAUUCCGCAGAAGUCAUAUGUUGUAUUCACUAAAUCUAAAGAUCUUUACGGAUAUGCAACAAGCGGAAAUUCAUUAUUGGAGAUCCUUGGAACUACAAAAAUUGUUACUGUUUAUUACAACAUAUCAGGAACACUACAGUUAUAUACAUAUAAACCUCAAACAGAAGCAAGUUUUAUAAUCUUCAAACUCGAUUUAACAGGUGUUAAUGAUAUUGUUACUGCCGUUGGUUGUCAAAAUAGUGCUUUUGAGUCUAAUGCAGGCCACAAGAAUGUCCUUGUUUCUGCAUUUCACACUGGUACAUUCCAAGUCAAAUGGGAUGGAACUGCUGGUAAAUCAUAUAGAUUUGAUGGAAGUGAAAUUUAUGAUCCAACGAUAUCUGCCCCAUUUUAUACUAUUAUUGAUUCAACAAAUGGAAAUAAAUCUGUGAAGCAUGUUACAAAAGAUAGAAUGGAUAUCACAAAUCCAUUUAUAAUCCAAGGUGAAGAUUCUAACUCAACAUCCUAUUCCAUUCAUGAUGCAGCAUCAUCAAAACAGUUGAAUGCAGGAAGAUAUGAGAAACCAGAUGAUGAUAAUGAUGAUAAUGAUGAUAAUGAUGAUAAUGAUGAUAACGAUGAAAAUGAUGAAAAGAUCGUCCAAGAGUUAACUUCAUUGAAACAAAAGAAGAAAGGAUUGACAGUUUCAACUGCUAUUAUUUCAAUCAUUUGUUUUGCUCUUAUUGCAGUUAUUGUUAUUUUAUUCUUAAAGCAAAAGAAAUUAAAUAAGGAAUCUUCUGGUGCUGGUGAACUUCAUGAUAGUUUAGUCAAGAGUGAAACAAAACAAGAUAAGGCAUCUUAUCCAGCUCCACAACCAAGCCCUUAUGCAGUUUAG
Messenger RNA from Trichomonas vaginalis G3, 1533 nucleotides. RefSeq lists its product as uncharacterized. The transcript has a single exon. The coding region runs from base 1 to 1533 and encodes 510 amino acids. The record is from RefSeq and is a predicted model, not a curated record. NCBI's taxonomy places the organism in Eukaryota, Parabasalia, Trichomonadida, Trichomonadidae.